GUGCCCUCCUUCUCUUCUGGAAUAGCAAUUACCUCUGCGACCCGAGUCGCCCUCAGUCGUCGUGGGACACUGACGACAGUAACACCUGGCCAAGGACAUGUCCGUAACUCGUCCAUGACAGUGCGCGCGCGGCGAAUCUUACAUCGAUAGAAUCUUUCCUUUGGUACGUGACGCGCGAAAGUUCACACCGAUCAAGCAGGAUUUAACUCGAUCGCGGAAAAUGAGGUUCUCGCGGUGGCUCGGAGCAUGGCUCGCUCUGUUACUGGCCUUUGAACCCUGCCAGGCGGGCACGUUUGCCGAUAAAGUGAAGAACUUCUUUGGAAUCUUUGGUAACAAGCCACCAUCGGCCGUAGAAUCGCCAUCGCCAUGUUAUUGCAGUUGCGGGAUACGAAACGAAGAAAGCCGCAUAGUCGGCGGCCAAACGACUCAUAUAAACGAAUUCCCAUGGAUAGCGAGACUAUCGUACCUGAACAAAUUUUACUGUGGCGGUACAUUAAUAAACGACCGGUUUGUCCUCACCGCAGCCCACUGUGUCAAAGGUCCCGCUUUCAGAUUCAUGUGGUUCAUGAUCAAGGUCACCUUCGGAGAGCACGACAGGUGCAUCGAUAAGGGGGUAGAAACUAGAUACGUGGUCCGUGUGCUGAUGGGCGAGUUCAGUUUCCUCAAUUUCGACAACGACAUCGCUUUGCUGCGGCUGAACGAGAGGGUGCCGCUCAGCGACGCCAUUAGGCCCAUAUGUUUGCCGUCCGUGCGAGAUAAGCAGUAUGUCGGCACGAAGGCAAUCGUGUCCGGCUGGGGCACCUUGCACGAGGAUGGGAAACCUUCGUGCCUCCUGCAGGAAGUCGAGGUACCGGUUAUGAGCCUUCAGGAUUGCCGCAACACCAGCUACAGUCCCCGUAUGAUUUCCGAUAACAUGAUGUGCGCCGGAUACCACGAAGGCAAGAAGGACUCGUGUCAGGGAGAUAGCGGGGGUCCUCUGAUAGCUGAACGCGAAGACAAGAAGUACGAGCUUAUAGGUAUAGUGUCCUGGGGCAACGGAUGCGCCCGGCCAGGAUAUCCGGGCGUCUACACGAGAGUCACGCGUUACAUAGACUGGAUCAUCUAUCACUCGCGAGAGGGUUGUUUCUGCGAGCAUAACUGAAAUCGGCGUCACCGUGUAACGAAGGCAAAAAACUUCGAUGGAAUUCCGCUGAAGUAUUCGCGGACGAAAAUUCCGUUCCGACACGGGCACGAUACAUAGAAUUUUAUAACGUAAUUGACACAGACUCGAGAUUUUUCAACGAAAUCAUAAGCAAUAACAACGACUCCGACGCAUUGUCCGAUACACACAAGUCUGAAGAUUCGAGUGCUCAGAUUCCGAACAAAUUAUAGGAACACCGCUCGCGAAAACUCGCGAUAAUUUCGAAAACCUACGAAUUAUCUUUGGAGAUCGCGUUGGCAUGUCAAUUGGUAAUCGAUCCAAUUCAGGUGCUCGCGCGGUCAACCAUCGUGGACAAAUGUUGCCGUAUCGACAAGGCUAGCACUCUAACGAAAUAUUAAAUUCUCCGACGAAAAAACAUUUCGAACGCUUCGAACGUGUUCGCGAAGGGUUGUUAGUUUCUACGGAACCUCGAUGCUCGCGCGACUAGCUGAUACGCGACUGUGCGUGGAAAAUACUCAAUUAUUUCUUUCGUGUACCUUGUUUUUUCCAUGUCGCUUACUUCGAUUAACCGCUAUUAAAUAGAACUAUGCCGCGCGUGAAACUGUACAUUGCUCAACCUAUAGAUAAGACGCUGUGUACUCCGAAGACCUAAAUAUUUGUUAAAAACGCGUUGAAUAAUAAGCAAUAAAAAGUCUUAUAACAUGGA
Messenger RNA from Megalopta genalis, 1847 nucleotides. RefSeq names its product trypsin-1. Gene Ontology annotation, biological process: proteolysis. Gene Ontology annotation, molecular function: serine-type endopeptidase activity. NCBI's taxonomy places the organism in Eukaryota, Metazoa, Arthropoda, Insecta, Hymenoptera, Halictidae. The record is from RefSeq and is a predicted model, not a curated record.